UUCUUUUUAUUUUUAUCGGGCGUUCUUUUUUGCCUUCUAAUUUGUUUCGUCGGGGACGUAUUUUAUUUUGGUUUCAACUCAGGAAGGAAAGUGGCAUGGACAUUACGUCUUCUUCUGGCAGCUCGUACACGUUACUUUUGUUUGUUAUAUAAAUUUAUAUUUUGAUAGUGAAGUGCUAGACUUUCCUUUCGCCUAAGAGUGUUAACUGUAUAAAUAAAUACUAUUAUUGUUAUAAAUAUCAACUCGAAAAAUAUACAAAACACGCAAAACACGACAUACAAAAACUGCAUAAAGGUUCCUAUAGCUAGAAGAUGUAUACAAUCUCCAAGGGUCCCAGUAAAAUUGUGGCCAAAACUCGUAGAGGAAUAUCUCAAAACUUCGAAAAAUUCGAAACCAUUAAGGAGAGCGGACGACGCAACAAUGAUGCAAGCAGUCCGGAGAAUUUAAGUGUACCAAAGCCUGUAUUUCAAACGAAGAAGAUUUGCAGCCAUCCAAAACUUGUAGAGGAAGAGGUAUUGACGCCACAACACGAGGAAAUCAUCAAAUAUAUAAAUGACUCUUGGAACAUUGUAGUUGCACAAAAUCCUUAUGAUAGAUCUCCCAAAAAUACCAAUGCUGUUACAAUCGAUGCUAAUAACAACACUACUGCUGCUUCUCUUAUAAAAUCAUCUACAAGUCCAUCCCAAACUGCUUCCUCAUUGUACUGCGUUGAACCUCCUAGUCCUGUUCUAAGUGACUUUAAACCAUUCGAUCUGGAGUCAUGGUGGGGUCGUCGUUUGUUCAAUAACAUCACCAAAAGCCUUUAAAUUGUGUGAUAUUUGUGUUAAUUUUUAAUUAUAAGUUCUAAAUUUAAUUUAAUCUAUAAGAAGACAGGCCCGUAACGAUUUAUUUUAAAUCAAAUUAUUUUUUAUUGAAAUAUGCAUAAUUGUAGAUGACACAAAAUUGUUAAAAAAAUGGUUUAAUGCUAUUUUAUUUGUUAUUCGAAGCCCUAUAGGUUUUUCUAUUUUUAUACUUUUGUAAUUGUUUUUGUUUUUCUUUGAUUAUGUUCUUGUUAUAGUAAUUUGUACGAAUAUUUCAAUAUUUUUUGUGUCGAACAUUAACGAAAUUAUAGCAAUUCCUUGGGUAAUGUCCCUUCAAAAUUUAUUACAUUUCGCGCAUAUCUAAUGGUACUACGCCCUAGAGCGGGAUCGUGUCAUAAUGUAAUUAUAGAAAAAACUGUAAUGAAAAGGAAAAUAAGAAAACACAAAAAUUAAACCGCAGUAACAAGUUUAAAA
This is a messenger RNA of Musca domestica (house fly), 1274 nucleotides long. RefSeq lists its product as uncharacterized. Bases 312 to 806 code for a protein of 164 amino acids. The transcript is spliced from 5 exons. The record is from RefSeq and is a predicted model, not a curated record. Lineage: Eukaryota; Metazoa; Arthropoda; Insecta; Diptera; Muscidae.